GGAUUUCAAUUUUUCCACUUUUUAAAAUUGGAAGAAGACUUUACUCUCUCAGUUCAUAGCUUUCCAGUAUCGCCGGAAUCCAAUCCCCCCACCCACCCACGAUGUACGACCCACAGCACUUGGUUGAUUUGCACGACGCCGCCGACGACAGGUUCUGCGGCGACGGGGCCGACCCACGUUCUUGGCUUUCCGGCGACGACCACCACUCCUCGCCGCCGGAUUCGUCUGCUCUCCACCGCACCAAUUCCUCGCUCUCCGCCGCGGCGGCGGCGGCGGCCAAUGUCGACCCGAGGCUCGUCACUGACAUACUGGAGAUAUUCCCUCUCGUUCUCUCCCUCAUGGAUCGGAAGCCAAAUGCUUCGUUUACUCGCAGGGGGUCAGUGAACUACACAAAGACACCUUCUAGAGAAUCUUUGUAUAACAAGAACGCUGAAGCAAAAGGAAGGAAUGCAAGUCAAUCAAUUCUCACAAAAAGGCAGAGGGACCAAAAUAAAAAUGUUGGCUCUAAUCUUGAUGGAUGUUCGGACAGCUUGUCAGGCUUGUCCUCGAGGUCUUCACUAUCGGAGAAGGAAAGAGAAGAACUCACUGCUUUAAGGGAGCAGGUCGAGGAUUUGCAGAGAAAAUUGUUGGAGAAAGAUGAACUAUUGAAAGAAGUCGAGAAUUCAAAGAACGAGAUAGCUUCCCUUCAUUCCAAACUUGAUGAAAUGCAAAAGGAAUUUGCUGAAAAGGACUCUUUACUCAGAUCUACUCAAAUGCAGCUCUCCGAUGCAAAGAUAAAGCUAGCUGAUAAGCAAGCUGCCGUGGAGAAAUUAGAAUGGGAGGCAACAACUUCCACCAAGAAGGUGGGGAAGCUCCAGGAAGAUCUAGAAGCAAUGCAGGGAGAGUUUUCAUUAUUUAUGAAGUUCCUAGGAGAGUUGACAAAGACUAAUGUGACCCAGCCUGACGAAGAGUAUUAUGAAGAUUACGACGCUUCUUAUCCCUGGGAUGACCCGGGCACUGAGCAGGAUGAUCUCGACAAGAUGCAAAGCUUGGAGGCAGCAAGGGAAGCUUACGUUGCUGCCUUGGCUACUGCUAAAGAAAGACAAGAUGAAUCAUCCAUUUCUGCAGCUGCCACUGCAAGAAAACAUUUGGAAUCACUAGUUCGUCUGCUCUGAUAAAACGAGAACGAAGCAACUUACUGUAACUCCAUUCCACAUAUUGUGUGUUAAAUCAGUUCUAGAGACAAGGGUUUUCUUAGAUAUUUAGUUGCUUAUCCCAUGUAGGUUUGAA
Molecule: messenger RNA, 1269 nt
Organism: Ipomoea nil (Japanese morning glory)
Lineage: Eukaryota; Viridiplantae; Streptophyta; Magnoliopsida; Solanales; Convolvulaceae
Product: GRIP domain-containing protein RUD3
Exons: 5
Coding region: 102-1154 (350 amino acids)
Biological process (GO): plasmodesmata-mediated intercellular transport
Molecular function (GO): microtubule binding
Source: RefSeq, a predicted model, not a curated record